This is a messenger RNA of Plasmopara halstedii, 303 nucleotides long. RefSeq lists its product as uncharacterized. NCBI's taxonomy places the organism in Eukaryota, Oomycota, Peronosporomycetes, Peronosporales, Peronosporaceae. The transcript has 4 exons. Bases 1 to 303 code for a protein of 100 amino acids. The record is from RefSeq and is a predicted model, not a curated record. Gene Ontology annotation, biological process: vacuolar proton-transporting V-type ATPase complex assembly. Gene Ontology annotation, cellular component: endoplasmic reticulum membrane.
AUGUCAAUGAGUUUGCAGCGACGCGCGGCUGACAAUCGUGCUCACAAUCGAAUGGUGUUUUUAAAGCUGAUAGCUUUUUCAUUUGGAAUGGUUUUGAUCCCAUUGAGCACAUUUUACACCGUACGCAGUUUCUUCAGCAAUGGAGUAAUUAAAAGCCAGUAUGCAGAUGCAUGGAGUGGCUUCUCGGCAGUGGUGUCUGUAAAUAUUGUGAUUGGACUUUAUAUUCUUUCAGCGUGGAAGGAAGAUGACGGGAAGGUUGUGGCUCCACCAGUUGGGCGAUUUCUUAAAGCAAAAGAGGAAUGA